This is a messenger RNA of Humulus lupulus (European hop), 1355 nucleotides long. RefSeq names its product AT-hook motif nuclear-localized protein 25-like. Gene Ontology annotation, cellular component: nucleus. The record is from RefSeq and is a predicted model, not a curated record. The transcript has a single exon. Gene Ontology annotation, biological process: vegetative to reproductive phase transition of meristem. NCBI's taxonomy places the organism in Eukaryota, Viridiplantae, Streptophyta, Magnoliopsida, Rosales, Cannabaceae. Gene Ontology annotation, molecular function: minor groove of adenine-thymine-rich DNA binding; DNA-binding transcription factor activity. Bases 513 to 1355 code for a protein of 280 amino acids.
AAAGCAGCGCCUAGCUAGCUAUUUGCUGCUUCCUCAGACAUUCAAACCCCUUAGAUCAUGAUAUAAAUAUAUAUAUAAUAUCCUAGAGAGAAAAACAAGCCCCCAAAAACUAUAUAAUAUAAUAUAUGGUAACUUUUUUCAAUGCACAUAUAAUAUAUAAUAUAUAUAGAAGAGUCACUAUUAUAUCAAUUGUAACUCACUUAUGUCAUGUUUGGAAUUUGCCUAUUGGUUUAUUUUUUCAACCCUUCUUUUCGUCUUUAAUUAUACACACACUCAGCUACCACUUUCUCACUUUAAUUUUCUAGCUAUAGUUCUCUUCGUUUUUAAUUUCAGAUCUACCUUACUGAAACAUCAUUAUCUUAUAUAAGGUAUUGAAGAUCGAAUUAGAAGAAAGGCUUCAUGCAUUUGUAUUAUUAUUAUUAAGUCAGUUUUAUUAUUAUUUGUAUUUAUUGUGAAGCUUUUGUUUGAGAGUAUUAAGACUAUUAUUACUACGUUGUACUAAAAAAACACAAAUGUCGGGGUUGGAAUCAGCUGGACCAGGUUCUCGUUACAAUAUCCACCAACUCCUUGGACCGGCCGAUCUUCAACUCAAUGAUUCAAACCUUAACAACUCACCCACCGGUAAUAACGACCAACCCUCCUCCGACGCACCAACCACAAGCUCAGGCGGCGGUGGCUCCUCCGGAAGGCGGCCACGGGGUCGUCCUUCCGGCUCCAAGAACAAGCCGAAGCCACCGAUAUUCAUAACUAGGGACAGUCCUAACGCUCUCAGAUCCCACGUCCUGGAAAUCUCAGCUGGCUCCGACGUCGUUGAGGCCGUGUCUAGCUACGCUCGCCGCCGUGGGAGAGGCGUCUGUAUCCUCAGCGGCACCGGAGCUGUCACUAAUGUCACCUUACGUCAGCCCUCGGCUUCUGGAGGAGUGAUAACGCUCCACGGCCGGUUCGAGAUUCUUUCGUUGACCGGAACUUCUCUGCCGCCGCCGGCUCCUCCGGGGGCAGGUGGGCUGACUAUAUACUUGAGCGGCGGGCAAGGGCAGGUGGUCGGGGGAAGCGUGGCAGGGCCCUUAUCAGCUUCUGGGCCGGUGGUUUUGAUGGCGGCUUCGUUUGCUAACGCGGUGUUUGACCGGUUGCCUCUGCCGGAGGAGGUGGAGGAGUCUACGGUGCCGACCACUUCGCAAUCGUCGGGGGUGACAGGUGGCGGUGCCGCCGGCGGAGGAGGAGGUGGCGCUGUCCCUUUCUACAAUUUACAAGGGAAUUAUAGUAGUACUAACAGUGCCCUAAUUCCUGGUGAUCAACAAGGGUUUGGUUGGGGUGGCAAUAUUAAUACUACUACUUCCUCAAGGUCACAAUUUUAG